AUGAGCAGCGAAACUCCUGAAUCAGUGCGCAGCGGUGCACCAGCAGUGCUGCACAAGCCACCGCCUCUGACGGCAAAGAUAUUGUAUUCGAUGAUUCUCUAUGCUGGCAAAAGCCUUGCCGCUUUAUCACGAGGGCUUCAAGGGCUAAAAGAGGUUAUUUGGCCUCCAAAUGUUAGGCCUGACCUUAUCAAGACGUAUCAAUGCCGGCCUCAUCUACCAGUUCGGAUCUUCCUCCCAGCUUCCCACGAUGCGUCGUCGCUCCAUGUCCAUCCUGUUCUAUUUGUUAUAGUUGGAGGUGGAUGGUUUAUGGGUUACAAUAAGGAGCACGAUGAGUGGAAUCGCGCCUUCGCUCAUACUCAAUCUACUAUUGUUAUUGGACUUGAUCAUUCCAAGGCACCGAGGACCCCGUUUCCAGGACCAGUUCAUGACAUUGAAGCCUUGAUGCUUGCCGCCCUAGCUGAUGAAACCAUCCCCAUUGAUCGCUCAUCUCACUAUACUACGAACCGCGUUGCUAUCCUCGGUUUUGCCUCUGGAGCUGCUGUCAUGUGCGUCGCCGGUGUUCUCGACUUAUCAAUCACAACGGAGGGAAAACUGGAGAACCGAUAUUACAAGCCAGCCUUGAAGCCGUCAAAGCGCGGUGGCAAAGACAGUCUUGGCCCUGUCAUGCCGGCUCUGUGUUGGGGAUACGUUCCAUACGGUGUAGAUCUGUGUAAUCCGCUCCUAAGCCCUGGAUAUGCAGACCUGUCGAUGCUCCCCGCUCAUGUGUGCUUGGUUGGCGCUGAGCUCGACUUUCUUGCGCACGAAGCCUGGCGCUUGGCAUGUCGGCUGUCGCGUGAAGGUGCCGGAGUUGACCACGGAACACCAGAUCCUGGGAGCAGAGAGACCCAGUGGCGAAUUGUUGGACAAGAGCAAGUUCAUUCUGGCAACCCCCUGCGCGGGCUUGGAGAGGGAGUCGCCGAUGAGCGGUUUGCAUUUGAAGAGCAUUGGCAGGGCGGCGGCGUCAAGUGGUUGCUUGUCCCUGACGUUUUGCAUGGAUUUGAUAAUCGCUUUUACCGCGAGAUGGAUACUCAUCGAGAGGAUAUCCGGGAUGCAGAGGUAAAGACUGAGGCAUACAUGAGAGAGCUGGGAACAUGGUUACGAGAACGAGUUUGGAGAUUGUAG
Molecule: messenger RNA, 1161 nt
Organism: Trichoderma breve
Lineage: Eukaryota; Fungi; Ascomycota; Sordariomycetes; Hypocreales; Hypocreaceae
Product: alpha/beta hydrolase fold domain-containing protein
Exons: 3
Coding region: 1-1161 (386 amino acids)
Molecular function (GO): hydrolase activity
Source: RefSeq, a predicted model, not a curated record